CAUUAACAAAGGAACAGUAUUCUAAAGUAUUCUUACCAGGAAGCUUUACAGCAUGUGUGGGCUUGCAUUCUCUUAAGUUAAGUAAAGUCAAGUCGUGACGUAUUGUCAAGUAUGGUGACCCAUACUCGAAAUGGUGCUCUGCAUUUAGAAUCGAACCAGCAACCUUCAGGUUAUAAGCCUGACUCCCUAACCAUCAGGCCACGACUACCCCCAUUCUUCAUUUGCUCAUGCUGUGAAUUGAAGCUCUAACAUAACUUGUAGUGCAUAAAACUUUUAAAACAUUGAGGUCACACAGUCUAUCAGACAGACAGAAAGACUGAUUUGUCAUAAAAUGUAUAUUUUUGCCAAGCCCUAGAAUGUUAGCCAAUACAAAUGAAACAAUUAUGAUUGACAAGUAUAACAAAGUAGCAACGAUGAGCAACACAUUCCAAAGUGUCUUCACUUACUAAUAUUAUUACUUUUAAAUAGCAAACCGAAAGUCCCGUUGAUAGUCAAGCCUGGAAGCAUUUUGGCAACAGCCUUCAUCAGGUAUUCUGACAGCAUUGCAAAAUAAUCCAGUAGUUCGGGAUCUCUGUACAUAAGAAUCAGAUUUUGAGCAAGUGGGUUGUCAAGAGGCAGGACAGACACAUGAUGGGUUAAAAGGAAAUGAUCUGGAGGAGCACAGCGAUAACAUCACUAGCAGAGGUCUGACACUGAAUCUGUAGGAUGGCUCCCGCUGUUCUUCUCAUCGGCUGUCUGCUCGCCACAAUCAGCUGCUUAACCACAGCUCAAACUAUUACUCCAUCUGUACUGGAUACAGAUACUACAACUACCGCAUUAAUUACCUCCUAUUAUAAUAUUACAAUACCACCUACACCAGCACUGACUACAACUACAACACCAUCUACAGCAGCACCAACUACAACGACUACAACUACAACACCACCUACACCGACUACAACUACAACACCACCAGCACCGACUACAACUACAACACCACCUACAACGACUACAACUACAACACCAUCUACAGCAGCACCAACUACAACGACUACAACUACAACACCACCUACACCGACUACAACUACAACACCACCUACAACGACUACAACUACAACACCACCUACAACGACUACAACUACAACACCACCUACACCGACUACAACUACAACACCACCAGCACCGACUACAACUACAACACCACCUACGACUACAACUACAACACCACCUACGACUACAACUACAACUACAGCACCACCUACACCGACUACAACUACAACACCACCUACGACUACAACUACAACACCACCUACAACGACUACAACUACAACACCACCUACAACGACUACAACUACAACACCACCUACACCAGCACUGACUACAACUACAACACCACCUACACCGACUACAACUACAACACCACCUACACCGACUACAACUACAACACCACCUAGCACCGACUACAACUACAACACCACCUACACGACUACAACUACAACACCACCUACACCGACUACAACUACAACACCACCAGCACCGACUACAACUACAACACCACCUACAACGACUACAACUACAACACCACCUACAACGACUACAACUACAACACCACCUACACCGACUACAACUACAACACCACCUACAACGACUACAACUACAGCACCACCAGCACCGACUACAACUACAACACCACCUACACCGACUACAACUACAACACCACCUACAACGACUACAACUACAACACCACCUACACCGACUACAACUACAACACCACCAGCACCGACUACAACUACAACACCACCUACAACGACUACAACUACAACACCAUCUACAGCAGCACCAACUACAACGACUACAACUACAACUACAGUCCAUCCACCAACAUCAGUGACUAGCCAAACCAGUAAUGUGACUUCCGUCCUUGUAACCACACGACCUGGAGUGGCCAAUGCAACAAACACAACUACUCCAGCUCCUGUCCAUGGAAGUUGUGCGAAUCCACAUAUGUGCUGCUCUGGAUUGGAUAACAGCUGUCGCAGCUUGAAUUGUUUUUGUGAUGUUGCUUGUCUGAGAUUACGUGACUGCUGCCCUGACUUCAAACCCACCUGCCUCACAGUCAAUAACAGCACCAACAGCACUCAACCAAACAGCACUUUUCCACUGACAGGGACGUGUUCACAUCCGACUCUGUGCUGCAGUGGCAGAAACGACAGCUGUUUCAGAGGCUGUUUCUGUGACGAGGCCUGCAAACAGCUCAACGACUGCUGUCCCGACAUCAACAGCACCUGCAUUUUCAAUAGCACAACUGCAGCUCCACCCUUCAACUCCACUGCAGCUCCACCCAAAGUACUCACUAUUCUCGAGAUGAAGGUGAAGACGUUGUUCUCUGAAGAAGAGAGUCAGACUGAACUGCUUGAGGUUGGCACUUGGGUGGAGAGUUUCUUAAGAGCGAAUAAUACUGGCAUCUUCACUGUUAAAGUCACGAAAAUUAAACGGGUACCACCAUAGGACUGAGUCAGAAAUCAGCUGACAGGAACAUGAAUAAAUGCUCAUCACUGCUGAACUUCUACUGUUUUUGAUUAUAUAUGUUGGUGGUUCAACAAAAUGCAUGUGUCUGUGUAUGUGUGAAGCAAACUAUGAAAUGAAUGUGUAAGGAAAGCCCAGAUUUAUUAUCUGUUCUUAUGUAAUUCCUUGUUCCUUGUUUCAUUUUCGUGGAAGGGAAUCCACUGCUGCUGUUUUGGCAUUGUCUUCACUUUUUUGUUUUUCAGAUUUAUGUAUGAUGAUCGCACUGUAAUUAUAAGAAAGAAAAUGAAAGCAAGCAAAUGAUUAAAACUGUCAAUGUUGGGUUACGUGAUCAUCAGUGCUCGGUGUGUUUCCUGCUGCCGCUCCAUGACUUUGUUCAGUAGAUGUUGCAUGAAUACUGAGCAAUGGUUUCUGAAGGAAAUAUGGAAACCAAUGACCAGGUUUUGUCAGCAGCUUCAGAGUUUGGCCUCCACUGUCCAGAAACCCAUUCAGCUAUGAGAAGAAAGUCUUAUUUUAUACCAGACUGCUUCAUCAGGACCAGACACCAGUGUGAGACGGAUUGAUUUUUAAUCAGCUACGGUUUUAAUUAGUUCUGACUUUUUAGGACGUUUUCCCAGACUUAGAGAGCAUGUUUUUAUGGAAGCCCGUUUCUGCCACUGAAUAAAAAAUGAAAAAAGUAAUUGGGACUGACUUUUUAUCUAACAAUUCAGAUUUUUUUUUCUUGCAAUUCUGAAUUUACAUCUUGUGAUUCUGACUUUAAUUCUAAUAUAAACUCAUCAUUGUGAGUUAUAAAGUCAGACUAGCGGGAUACAGUUUUGCAAUUGUAAGAAAAAAAGUCAAAAUUGCAAGAUAAAACUCCAAUUCCGACUCUUUUUCUCACAAUUGUGAGUUUAAAUCUCGCAAUUGUUGCUUUUAAUGUAAUAUAAUCUCGCAAUUCUGAGAAAAAAGUCACAAUUGCGAGAUAUAUCUCACACAAUUGUGAGUUUAUAUCACGCAAUACUGACUUUAUAACUUGCACCUUCGAGUUUAUGGCCUGGUUUCACAGACGGGGCUUAGAUUUAGCCAGGAUUAGACUAUAAUUCAAUUAGGACAUUUAAGCAAUUUUUAUAAACAUGCUUAGAAAAAAACAUUACUGGUGUGCAUCUUGAGACAAAACAAAGGCACUGAUAUGUUUUAAGGUCAGUCGGUGCAAGUUUCUUUCAGUUGAAACAG
This is a messenger RNA of Onychostoma macrolepis, 3714 nucleotides long. RefSeq names its product mucin-2-like. The record is from RefSeq and is a predicted model, not a curated record. The transcript has 9 exons. Bases 706 to 2487 code for a protein of 593 amino acids. Lineage: Eukaryota; Metazoa; Chordata; Actinopteri; Cypriniformes; Cyprinidae.